UGCCGGGUUAAUUGUUAAUAAUAUAAAUAAUAUAACUGACACCAUCCAUAAUGGAUGUAGAAACGGAACUUCCGAAAGAAGGCGAUGUAAAGGACACUCCACAAGUUGAAGACGUACAAAAUGGCGAAGAGGCAUCUUUAGAUAAGAAUAAAGAUAGUUCCAAAAAAAGCCACAAAACUAAUUCUAAACGCAAAAGAAGGAGUCGAUCUAAAACGCCUCAGGCAAUAAAUGACGAGCCCAAGAUAAUCCAUAUUUCUAUGAAAAAAAUUGAGGAGGAAGCACACAACGGAAAUGAAGAAACUUCAGAGCAGGACAUAGAAAAAAAUGGGGAAGAAAUUACGGAAGAAUCGAAACCUAUGAAAGAUAAAGUGGCAGAUGUAAAUGGAUCUGAUGGAGAAACUAAUUUGACCGAGAUCAAAAAUGGCGUGGACAAACAGGAAAACGGAUCAAGUAACGGCGUUUCUGAAGAUAAUUGCAAUGACGUUGAACCCACCGGUAAUGAAUUUGAAGGAUUUAUUGAGAUUGAAGAAGCCAAAGAAGCCCUAAAAGAACAAGAGACUGAAAUAAAUGAAACUGUUAAGGAUAAGGAACACUCAGAAAAACCAGGAUCUCCGAAAAAAUCGAGUCAACAAGAAUCCAAAUCGCCGGAGUCGGACUCUGUGGAAAUGGAACCUCUUGUUGUUGGAGAUGAGGUAGAAUCGGAGCUACAGUUUCUGGAAGAAAAUUCCGAUAAAGAAUCUGGUAAGGGAUCACCUGUAAUUCCAAGAUGUUUCACACGACGAUCUUUUACAAGAAAUAUUCCGACGCCAAGAACUCCAAAAUUAUCCGAUGAUCCAGAUUCUGAGAAGAAUUCCGUGACUGAUCAAACUGAAGAGACUAUUUGCAACUUGCCAAACGAUAUCAAUGUACCAAAGAUAGAUCUGAAUGACUCGAGUGAUUCGCUCGAUACUCUCAACACAUCCACAAAUGUUGAGGUUGGAGGUAACUCGACACGUCUAGAUUUUAUAGAAACGACAAAUACCCCCACAGAGGAAAACCACUUCGAUGAAGCGUAUCGGAAUAAUCUCAGAGCGAGGGUCUUGUCGGCCAGGCGACCGUUACGGGUGACGGACGACUACAGAAAGAAGGUGUUGAUAAAUGCCCAAUACAGAUCCGAUCUUAAUUUGCCAUACGAGUUGGAUGAACCGUGUGGUGGUAUUAAACGCAAACUGCGGAGUAUGACACCGGACGGUUCUAAAAAACAGAAAUUAGAGUCACCAGGAUACACGUCCUUCCUCUCCAACUCUUUCGCCGGUUUUACAACUAGGUUCAAGAGUCACGUCGAUUCCAGCACACCAGAACUGAUCAGUUACAAGGACGAAAGGAGUGAUAUUCAUUUUAGUGAUGGUUUGGAAUCGCAGCAGAUAGAAGAUGCCGGAGGGGACGAGAGUAAGAAGUGGUGUUCACUUAUGUAAGAUGUGGUAGUAGGACAUAGUAUAAGAUCUGAUUUUUGUACUUGUUUCAUAGAUUAGUUACAGUAAGACAGUAAAUAUACGUGGUAAAAGCGUUUUUGUAAUCAUAUCAGGGCGAGUCAAGACAUUUCUACAACAACUCAUCAAUAUUACUGUUAUUUAGUUUUUAACAGUUGGUAAUUCUUUUUUCUUUAAAAAUUUCUGCGUUUUUAGUUAAAACAUGGUCUUUAUACAUUUUAAAAUAAUUGUGACAAUAUAUUUACAUUUCGAGGGAAUAUUAACACUUUAUUAUGUUUUAAUACGUUUUCGCAGCUGUCAUUUGUCAUUGACUUAUUUCCAUAAUAACUUUUGAUCUCAAGCAUGAUAGUUGAUAACUUUUUGACAGGUGUCAAUUUUGUCAAAAGGUCAACAAAUCUUCGAAUCAGGCACUAAAAAUACAGAGUUCUCACACAUUUGUUAAAAUAUCUAGAAAAUCAAAGUUUCUUAGGUUUAAUUAUUUUAAUUAAGAUCAUGAUAACUGAUCUGGAGGAUUAUGGUUGGCAGCUGUCAACUGUCAUUAGUGAAAAUUGUUCAUAAGCUGGUAACAGUAACUAUAAUAAAGUUUUUCACGGAAAGGAUUCACAGCUUUGACAAGAUACACCAGCUUAAUCAAUUUUGACUUUGACUCCAAUGUUCAACAAGCCAAUCUAGUCUUUAAUUUGUAUACAACUGUGUUACCAGUUUAUUCAUUUUGACUGUUUUGACGAAUUUCCCGCCACAUUUUUGUUUUAUUUUGCAAGGAAUCGCCCUUUGAGUAUGCUAAACUGAAGUUUAAGAUCUCAAUUAAAUUUAAAAUUAUCUACCAAUUAAUAAUUAUUGUUUAAUGUUAUAAUAAAAAUACCAUGUUUUGUUAUGUGCACUACAUCAUAUCACUAGGAUUCAGAUCUGCAGUAUUUUUUGUUCUAAAAAACUUUUUAGUUCGUUUUUCAUCACAUAAAUGUUUUUUAUAUUUGUACUGCUGUAUUACUGUUUAGUUCGAAUGUUUGUAUAUUCAAUCUACUUUUUAUAAUCAACUUAGUUUUACAUUUAUUUGUAUUAUGUUUACUGCCUCUUUUUUAAUACUUUGUAAGUUUUUACUCAAUUUGAUAUUGUUCCAAAAUCUUCAAAGAAAC
Molecule: messenger RNA, 2602 nt
Organism: Diabrotica balteata
Lineage: Eukaryota; Metazoa; Arthropoda; Insecta; Coleoptera; Chrysomelidae
Source: the annotation of a GenBank genome assembly